Messenger RNA from Gryllus bimaculatus (two-spotted cricket), 594 nucleotides. Lineage: Eukaryota; Metazoa; Arthropoda; Insecta; Orthoptera; Gryllidae. The record is from the annotation of a GenBank genome assembly.
AUGCGCGUCUCGUUAGUCUCGGCGGCCGCGUGGGCGAUGGAAUGCCGCCCCCGCGCCCCAACCGCUUCGGUCGCCCCCGCCACCCACGCCGCCCACGCCAACCUCACCGUCCCUCCACGUCCCCAGCCACCGCCACCGUCCGGCGCAUCAGCGGAGCGACCGGACCGCUCCGACCGCCCUUAUGGUCACCGCCUACGCGCUGGCGGCAUCCAGAUUACGCACCUCAACGUGCCGACGGAGGUGCGCAACGGCUCCAGCUACACCAUCCUGGACUGCGUGUACUCGCUCAAGCCCGACGAGGUGGACACGGAGCGCGGGCUGGUGGUGAAGUGGUACUUCAACAACGGGCCGUCCCCGGUCUACCAGUGGAUCCCCGGCAUGAAGCCCCAGGACCUUGGGGUACUCCGCGGCCGCCUCAACGUGCUGCACCGCGUCACCGACAACGUCGCCACCAUGCACCGCGCCCUGUACAUCCUCAACCCCACCACCGACCUCUCCGGGGAGUACAAGUGCCACGUGUCCACGUUCGAGGAUGAGGACUUCAUGACCAAGAAGAUGGUCGUCUACGGUGAGUCGUGUGCACGUGAUCCAUAA